UGUUAACAGUGCCAUUAAAGCAAAAUGCUAAUCACUUACUGAUUUGUUCUUACUAAUGCACAUCUGCAUUUAAAUUUGGCCACAUUAUAAAAUGUCUUGUAAUUUGCUUAGCAUUCAGUUGCAAGACCAGCGUUUAUGCUGCUGUUUUGCAGCAGCCAGCAGAUGUGACACUGAAUCAUGGGUGAGAGUAUUUUCCUUAAAAUGCAGAGUCAGCUCAUGAAUGCUGAUUUUUCUCUAAUGUUUCAAGUAGUUGGCUGUGGGCACGGUCUGCUUUCCUGUUCUGUUGGAGCAGAGAUAGCGAGGCAUCCUUGCCAUGACCGAUCCUCUGCUGCAUGCUGUCAGUCAAUAAGCAUGGGGCUGCAUGAUGUAAGGGCUGGGGUAUUUUCUGUUAGUAUGAGCUAGAAGCUAGCUUCAAAAUCACUGAGGUGUAGAAAGAGAUAACAGAAUUGGGGCAGUUGAGGUGGAAAGGACCUCUGGGAAUGCCUUGUCCAAUGCCCUGCUGGCAAGAGUGCCAGCCAAGGCAGGCUGCCCAGGGCUGCAUCAGCAGGGUUGUAUUUGUUCUGAGGCAAAUACUCCACAGCCUCACUGGGCAGCCUGCACCACUGUUUGACAACCUCACAAGAAAAUAACUUUUUUCUUAAGUUUAAACAGAAACAUGUUGCAUCCCUUGCCUCUUUUACUGGAUACCACUGACAGAAAUUUGGCUGUCUUCCUUAUGUCCUUCCGUCAGGCAUUUCUACCCAUUGCUAAGAUCGCCCCCGAGCCUUCUGUUCUUCUGAUGGAACAGUCCCAGUGCUUUCAGCCUCCUGUGAGACAGGUCCCUUCAUUUCAAUCACUGUGAACAGUCAUGAGAGCCCACAGAAUGAUGUGUGUAGAGCUGGUGGGGGGGAGUAAAUUUCUGUUUCGACAUAAGAGAUUGGCUUCAAUUUAUUUUAAUCUAACUAGAAUUAUAAAUUUCAGUGUUAAAUAUGGUGGCAGAAUUUUAAGGGGAGCUGAGAAAAACACAGGCAUGGCAGGAAUCGGUUUGAUUUGAUUAUAUGAUAUUGUGUGGAUGAUGUUGGAUAACGGAAUGGAUGCCGAGAUGUAAAGAGGUAUAGGAGAUGCUAUCAUCAGUUGAUUAGCUGGGAUCUCUGCAGGGAGUAAGGGAAGAUAAAGAGAUUGUGGGAGUUACCGACAGGAAGUAGAGAAGGUGUUACAGUCUUUGAUGAGAUUUGGAGAGUCACAGUAAAUGGGAGAGCCAGGGUCGUGCAGAUGGAAGCUUCAAAGGAACAGCAAUCAGGAAAAAAUGAGGGAGCAUAUUUGUUACAGGUAGUACUAAUCUGAGUAAUCAGCGAGUACAAGAGUUGGUGACUGGGAUGCUGUCAGAGUAAAAAUGCUCUGUGCCCAGUGGAUGCCUACAUUCAGUUUGGCUAAUGCAAAUGAAUUGCCCACCUGUUUUUAAAGGGAUUCUCAGAACUCUGUACUAUUAAUUGCAAGUUCAUUUGUCAUGGAUGAUGAUGAUGAUGAAUCCUGUCUCCUUGAUCUUAUUGGGGACCCGCAGGCACUGAAUUAUUUUCUGCAUGGACCUAGUAAUAAAUCUAGCAACGAAGACUUGACAAAUGCAGAAUAUUCUGUAGCCAACUCAAAUUCCAUUUUCGCCAACUCCAAUAACACUGAUCCUAAGUCGUCUGUAAAAGGUGUAAGCAAUCAGCUUGGAGAGGGGCCUAGUGAUGGACUGCAGCUGUCCAGUAGCCUUCAAUUUCUUGAAGAUGAACUUGUGUCUUCUCCUUUACCUGAUCUUAGUGAGGAUCAACCUUUUGAUAUUCUUCAGAAGUCCUUGCAGGAGGCCAAUAUCACUGAACAGACUUUGGCAGAAGAGGCAUAUUUGGAUGCCAGUGUAGGUUCUAGUCAACAGUUUGCACAAGCUCAGCUUCAUCCUUCUUCAUCAGCAUCCUUUACUCAGGCUUCUAAUGUUUCUAAUUACUCAGGUCAGACGUUGCAACCUGUAGGAGUUACUCAAGUGGUACAGCAACCUGUUGGAGCAUCUUUUGCAAGCAAUACAGUCGGCGUGCAACAUGGCUUUAUGCAACAUGUCGGAAUUAGUGUUCCCAGCCAGCAUUUGUCUAAUAGCAACCAGAUUAGUGGUUCAGGGCAGAUACAGCUGAUUGGUUCAUUUAGUAAUCAGCCUUCCAUGAUGACCAUUAAUAACCUCGAUGGAUCUCAGAUAAUACUGAAGGGUAAUGGUCAGCAGACGCCUGCAAACAUGAGCAGUAGCCUCUUGGUUCAUAGACAAACUCCAAAUGGUAACUCACUGUUUGGGAACUCAAAUACAAGUCCUGUAGCACAACCUGUAACAGUUCCGUUUAACAGCACAAAUUUUCAGACAUCUGUACCUGUCCAUAAUAUCAUAAUUCAAAGGGGUUUAGCGCCAAACUCUAACAAAGUACCCAUUAAUAUCCAACCAAAGCCUGUCCAGAUGGGUCAGCAGUCUGCUUACAAUGUGAACAACUUGGGAAUACAGCAACAUCACGUACAGCAAGGGAUUCCGUUUGCUUCUGCAAGCUCACCUCAGAGUUCAGUAGUUGGUCCUCAUAUGUCUGUUAACAUCGUUAAUCAACAAAAUACAAGAAAAUCAGUUACACCUCAGACAGUUAGUAAUGCUGGAGGUAGUAUUGUUAUCCAUUCUCCUAUGGGACAGCCUCACGCACCUCAAAAUCAGUUUCUCAUACCUACAAGUUUGGCUGUUAAUUCAAACUCAGUUCAUCAUGUCCAGGCCAUAAAUGGACAGCUUCUUCAGACGCAGCCUUCCCAGUUGGUUCCUAGCCAAGUGUCUGCCGAGCAUGUAAUGCUCAACAGGAACUCUACAAACAUGCUGAGAGCCAACCAGUCGUAUUCUGGACAGAUGCUGAAUAAUCAGAACACAGCUGUUCAACUUGUUUCUGGCCAGACCUUCACAGCUCCUGGAAACCAAGUUAUAGUAAAUCAUGGAACUUCACAAAUUGUUGGUGGACAGGUGCCACUGCAGCAGGCAUCACCGACAGUGUUGCAUUUGUCACCCAGUCAAGCUAGUGCUUCUCAAGGUAGAUCGAGUUUUACGACAAUGUCACCUGGGCAGUCUGCAGUCUCAAAUAUGUCAGCUUCUAAUCGAUUUGCUGUUGUAAGUUCUUCUGGUUCGGUACAUCCUAGCUUGGGACCUUCAGUUCAGUCUGUUGCAUCUGGAGGAAACUUUACUGGAGAUCAGCUCGCACAGAGCAGGACUCAAGUUCCUGUCAGUUCAUCACAUCGUCUUCCAGCAUCCUCUUCCAAAUCCAUCAGCACCUUUAGUCACACAUCAGUUGGAGUAACACAGCAACAGUUCGCCUUCAGUCAGAAGAAAGGUAUGAACCAGACAUCACCAGUUUCUGCGUCAAAGGCUCAAGAUAAUUUGAGACAACAUCAGCUGUCAAGUCUUCUGAGCAACACCCUAUCAGGGCAGGACUCUGGAGGAAAAAUCGUACAGCAAUCUCUUGGAACAUCACAAGAAAAAGGAGUAGGAUCAUCUUCAGUUCAGUGUAUACAGGUGGAUGGUCAUUUAGUUGGACAGAAACGACCUGCUGCUAAACAGUUAACUAAAGGAGCGUUUAUGCUACAGCAGUUACAGAAGGAUCAGAUGCAAGCUGUGACACCAGAUAAAAGUCAGUUCAGAUCAUUAAAUGAUGCGUUUCAGAGACUCCUUUCAUAUCAUGUGUGUCAGGGGUCGCUGCCGACUGAGGAAGACUUAAAAAAAGUGGACAGUGAAUUUGAAUCUGUAGCUACACAGCUAUUGAAGAGGACACAAGCUAUGCUGAACAAAUACAGAUGUUUACUUAUAGAAGAUGCAAUGCGGAUAAAUCCAUCUGCAGAAAUGGUUAUGAUUGAUAGGAUGUUUAACCAGGAAGAAAGAGCAUCUCUGACCCGGGAGAAGCGUCUUGCACUAGUGGAUCCUGAUGGUUAUCAGGCUGAUUUUUGUUGUUCUGCCAAACAAUUUGAUAAAACAGCUGAUGAAGCACAGACCAGCAAAAGUGACCAUCAGUCUAGCAAAGCAUUACCUUCUCGAAGUCAGACUACCAAAACCCAAACCAGAGACCGACCAAAAUUCAGCUCAGCAGAGUCCACAAAUCACAGUAAACUUCCUCUAGUGCCUAACAACGUUUUGACAUCACAAGAAGGAACUACUAAAAAAUCGGAAAGCCUCAUUAAAGCUUUAAAGUUUGAGAAAGCUAAUUGUUCUUCUGGGAGCCAAUACAAGGCCCUUCCUGAAGAAAAGAUGGCUGGUAAAGUUCUUACCAAGUCAGCUGAGAAUUCUUUGAGUUCUGAAGACUUGUCAAAAACUGUAUCAAGAGGCAGUCAUGGAACACACAAUAAAAUACCAAGGAAUACAGUCCAAUCUUUCUCAAAGGUAACAUGUAAUAAUUCCUUCAAAGACAAAACUCUGAGGAGCCCUCCAAAGAAUGAGGUUUUACAUCCUGAUAACAUGAAAGGCUCCAGUGAACCCCAGCAAGACUUACUGCUGAGUAAGAGUUUAGAAACGACAUUUAAGAAUAUCUUGGAACUUAAAAAAACUGGGAGACCGACACAAAAUGAGGCAUCGAGUAGUGGCUCUGUUGACUUAGAAUUUCCUAAUUUUUCACCUCUUGCUUCACAGGAAAACUGCUUGGAAAAAUUUAUUCCAGACCACAGUGAAGGUGUAGAAACUGACUCUAUUUUAGAAGCAGCUGUAAAUAGUAUCUUAGAGUGUUAAUAGUUACAAUACCCUGGAAAAGUUAUGUUUCUCUUAGCAGAAGCAAAUGUGAAUGACACCACAAGUACAGCCUGACAUACAUUUAAGGUUAACCUUUCUAAACUAGAUUCUGUUCUGUGUUUGAGAGCAAUACUCAUUGUGGUUACAGUGAGAUAGCCAAGUAAAGUUAAUCCUUGUUAGAAUGCAGUCUGUUAGGGCCUUACUAUUUCAAGUAUUAUUAUGAUAGUGCUUUUGAUAAUUGUGCAGUCCUGCAGCAUAACAAGGUUGCAGGCCGUUAGGCCCUAUGUAAUAUGGUAAUAUACUGACAAUCACAGUCAUUUGAAAGGAUAUAUUUAUUAAGAAAAUGUUUUUUAAAAAGCGAUGGAAGCAACAAUUCUCCCCUACCCUUUUCCCCAAAUCCACAAAAGAUUUUUAAGUUGUUCUGGAAAACCCACUGUACCUCUAUUCAGAAGUGAUGAUUUGCUUUGUAAUGGAAUCUGUGUUCUAGGAGUCUUAAGUUGGAAGGAUGUCAUCACUGUGUUAACAAGGUUUCAUAAGUUGAACUUAAAGUGCUUUUCUAUUGCUUUUUGAGCAGAAACUAGUCCUUGAUAUAUUUGUAGUGGGUAAGUUUAGUCUGUGAGAUGAUAUUAUAUGGUCUUAGUCACAGUGGCAUGAUAUGAAGUAAUAAAUGCUUGACUAAGGAAGGUAGAUUGGAAGCCAGUAAAUGGCUUCUUGUGUACAGGUCGAGGCCAUGAUAGAGCCAUGAAUUUAUAUAUAUAUUACAUAUAUAGUAACUCUUCUUGAAGAGCUAUUGCGUUUUAUAAUUGGAUGUAGUCAGCCUUGAGUCUUUCUGAAGUGGUAUAAUUUUUUUAUUUUUUUCUUUGAUUUUAAUUUUUUUUAAUUUUUAGACCAAGUGUCAAAAGCACUUUUAUUUGAAAGCUGUUAAGAUAUUUGUAGCUUAUAUUUUAAGAGGACAUUAGCCUUACUCAGAAAAAAAAUUAAGGCCAGUGUUUAUUUUUGAUUUUUUUUUAAAUUUUGCUAUCAGAGAAUGUUGAAGCAUCCACUGUAGCAGUCAUAAUUAUCAAGAUAUGUACAGACCAAAGUUGAUCAGCAGUCCCAUUGUUAAAACAUAUCUAAAAGUGUGUAAUUAUUAAUUCAUAUUGUAGAGCCAAGUGAAACUAUUGCACGGUUUGCAUUUGGCUUGCUGUCAUGUUGGUAAAAUAGAAUCUUAUUAUUUUAUUUAUUUAUUUUAAUCUAUGAUGUCUCUUUUUUUUUUUUUUUUUUUUUUGCUGCCCAUGCUGCUUUUUCAUAGUUUACCUUGGUCAUGAGUGCUUUUGUGCACAUAAAUACGCUGGCAUUAGUCUCGUGCAGGUAGUACAUAUGUCUGCUCAGGAGGAUACAGCUUUUGUGAUUUCUAAGAUAUGCUUAUGUUCUCCCCAGACCUCCCCUCCAGUUUCUUAGAAAUUACCAAUCAUUUUCCAGACUUAAUGAUUACAGUCUUCAUAACCUCGAGGCUCAUUGUGACAAACUGUGGUUGUCAGUUAGAUUGCCAGGAAGGAAGACAAAAGGUAGAGUUUUGUUGUCAUGCAGUUCAGUCCAUCUGAAUAGCGUAGAGGAAAGCAGAAUUAUGUCCUUGUGACAGUGAAAGAUUACAGUGCAACUCAGUAUUGAGCUACAAUCCACUGUCUGACCGCUAAAGGAAACCAAAUCUCGAAAGCAACAUGAGAAAGAUGAACUUGUUUAAAAUUCAUUUUCCCUUUUGAAGUGGAUGGAAAUGCUGUUGUUUUUUUUUUUAUUUUUUAUUUUUUUAAUGUUCCUAGUUGCCAUUUUAAAGAAUUGUGCCAAUUUUAAAGUACAUGUUUGUUAAACCCAACAUUCCCGAGUGUUGUAUAAAAUAUUCAAAGUAAUAACGAGCAUUGCCAGUUUUAAAUUUUUAGCUAAGUAAGUGUCCAUAGAAUAGACUCUCAGGCAGUGAUUUGUUCUAUUACGGGUGAAACUGAUGAUAUAGUCUUCACCUGUUGCCUUUUUAGGUUUAAUAAUACUCAUGGCUGUGUAUUCUGAAGCGUAUGUACUUGAUGAUUUUGGAAAUUCAGCUGUUCUAAACGAUUUGAGAAGAAAGCCAGUAAGUGACGCAGCUGUGUGCUAACUAGUUAAUUCUUUUAUAGAGGGGAAAAAAAGUUGCACAUUUGUUGAUACGUUUGCUUUUUGUGCCACCUCAAAAUGGAUACAGCAUCUGUACAGCAAAUACGCAAUUGGUGCAUAUCAGGCUGUGUGUCUUCUAUUGGAUCUUAUUUUGGGGUGGGGGGCAAUGACAUUAAAAAUGACAAAUUGCAAAAAGUAAUGAUUGUUGAUCUGGUCAGACACAUUUCCCUGAACUACUUAUGAGAGGAGCCCAUUGAAUGAAUUCAAGGUAAAUGUUAGAUUGAUCAUGUUCUGUUGUUCACUCCUUUGAAUUCAUUUCUAAAGGAAUUCUGGUGCGUUAUGAAGCAGGAAAUGAAAGAAUUGUACUUUUUUUUUUUUUUUUUUUAAUUUAAGAAGUCUAGAUUAAUCAUAUGGACUCAAAUCCAGCAAAGUAUUGUGAAUGUGCAUGACUUUGAACAUGUUUUCAUUAUUUUGCUGGAUCAACAUUGUGUUCUCAAUGUUAUUUAAUACUGCCUAAUAUUAAAACAAAUUUUAAACUGGCAAUUAAGAAAAAGAUGUUCAUUUUGAAGAUUUUAGUAUAAUUUAUCUGUUAGAUUAGGGAGGCCUUACAGACUGACUUCACUUAAAGAGGAUGUGUCACUUAUUGUCAGUGUGGUAUGGACUUUAUUUGCUUAAAUACCUUCAUUUGUAAAGUAUGUCUCACUUGAAAUUGCUUUGUAUACAUUUUGUAAAAAUAUUUAUAAAAUGUUUUGUAAAAAAAAAAAAAAAAGUAUAACAAAUUGCAGUUUAUUUUGUUAUGUUGGAUAAAUACUGUUAAAAGACACAAGUCAGUAAAUAUAUUGUUAAUCCAUGGAUAGGAAAUGUUUAGUUGGAGAUUACAAAUUGAAACAACCAUUGCAAUACAGCCAAAGAUUUGGGAAAAAUG
Molecule: messenger RNA, 7784 nt
Organism: Centrocercus urophasianus (Greater sage-grouse)
Lineage: Eukaryota; Metazoa; Chordata; Aves; Galliformes; Phasianidae
Gene: BICRAL
Product: BICRA like chromatin remodeling complex associated protein
Exons: 12
Coding region: 1487-4738 (1083 amino acids)
Biological process (GO): positive regulation of DNA-templated transcription
Cellular component (GO): SWI/SNF complex
Source: RefSeq, a predicted model, not a curated record